UGAGGGUGGAGGAGGUAGGUGGCCAAGCGAGGCUAGCGCAGCGGGGCUUUCUUCCCGCGCGCAUUCCGGGCGGUGUGCGGGGCUCAGGCCACCGCCCGUGAGGCGGGGUCUGCGGGCGGGUGCGCCCUGGGGUGCGGGGGUCCGGCGCGGCCCAGGGCCUCGGUCCUCUCCCGGCGUGCGGGGGGGAUGGUGUCGGGCGCGACCGUUUCGCAGGGAGCGGGUUCUGUGGCGGCGCCCGAGCAGCCCGCGCCCCGCGCGCGCCGGGCCCCAGCCCAGCCUGCAGGUCCCACAACGCCAGCGCACUCGGAGACGGCGCCGGGGGAUGCGGGAGGCCGAAGCAAGGGCAGGUUUUUCCGUGUAUAAGUUAAAACCGAAGGAAACCCGAAGGAGCCCCACAUCCUGGAGCGCUUGAGCCACGCGCAGAGGAACGGGCGGCUCCAGGGACCGCGCCGCGGGGUCCUGGGGAAGAGCCCGGCUUUCCGAGGUUCGGCUGUUUCCAAAAUACCCUUGUCAGCGAUUUUCCAGCCGGCGUGGGGCCCCGUGCCCGCCACCGUUUUCGCUCCGUUUCCUCUCUGAGUCCGGCCCGAUCCGAGGCUGGAGCUGUCCUUUUCUGCGACCUCUCCUGGAGCUGGGGGGAGGGGGCUCGGAGCCCUAGGACUCGCGAAUGGCGGCGCCUGAGCUCCGGGCUCGGGGCGCCGGGCCCAGGCCGGGGCGGCCAUGCGUCGCCGCCCCGCUCCCUGCCUGGCUCGUGUUCCGCAGGCACCCAGGAGCCGCUCUCUGGCGGGCGGUGAGGCGCAGCGCGGCCUCUCCCCGCGAGCAAAGAACACAAAGAAAAGCUCCCUCCGACCUGGUAAGAAUCUCUGCGGCACAGACGAGCGACAAUAACCCACCUCCUUCCGCGUAAAAAGUCUAGCGGGCUAGUGGGGAAGGAUCAAUCCAGCCCGCGAUCCAUCCGCUGAAGGUGAAGAUUAAAAUUGCUGCUGGUAACCAAGCCCGCGUCCCGAGAAUCGAGAGCAACUCUUUCUUUCUCGACAAUUUUGGAAUUUCUUAUCGGUAAAAAGAAACCCCACAAAACAAAAGCAUAGCAUACACGGCUCCCCGGAGGCCGCCGGGAAGCCCCCCACCCCCCGCGCGCGCAGCCCCUGCGCCUUUGAAGCCGCAGGUUCCCGACCUCCCUCCCCUCCUUUCCCUUUGUCCCUCCCCGUGCCCCCCGGCCCCUAGCCCGGCGCGGGCAGCCCCUCCCUCCCCUGACCCCGGCGCGGGCAGCCCCCUCGCCCGGCGCUCCCCCGGCCCUGGAGGCCGGGCGCUUGCUCUGCAGGCCGGAGCGGCGGCAAGCCGAGUUAUUUGUUAGACCGGGGUAGAGAGCUGACGAUCCCCAGAGGGAGGAAGCCCCAAACCCCUUUGUAUAAAGUUGAGAGACAAAGAGAACUCUUUGUGUAGGUUCCGUUUAUUUACAAUGCAAAAGCUCUCCGAAUAAAUAUUAAAAAGCUUAUCAGCUGAGCAAAUAUGUAUUCACUUAAUACAUUAUGUUUUCGGUUGUAGAUUAAAUCAAACACAAAAUAGUCUGCAAAUAAGACGUGUAGAACCUGUAACAUUAAAUAUAGCAAUUUAAAAUGGUAUUCACAAAAUGGAAAACAUCUUAAUCGCUUUAUUGUCACGAUGGGACGGCUAAAAAAAAUCAGAAGACUCUGCAAAGUUCACAGUGAAGAAUAUUAAGCCUACCCAUCUCCCUGUUGUUAAGGUGAUAUCAAACAUUAAAACAAUGCAGAUUUAGGAAAUGAGGAGAAAUGUGUCGAAUGAAAGCUGUCCUCCACGCGGGCGCACAGCCGUCCAGUCUAUGUGUUGCUCCGCCGUUCCGCGCUCAGCGUCUGAAAUUACCCCCAAUUUCGCUUCCGAGUGGACUCUCGGCGUUGGGUGGGGGUGGAAGAGAAGGGAGGUGGGGGGCAUUAAGUGCCCAGCCAGGAGGUGGAGGUGGACGACGGAGGCCGGGGGUCUGCUGGGACCUGGGCAGCGGUGAAGGUUGCGCUGGGCCCGGGCACUUGUCCGCCUCCCCAGGGCCCAGCCCAGCGUCGCAAACCCCACGUCCCCCGGCCGUGCAGAGACAGGCCUCGGCUCGGCGACCCGGGGCAGGCGCUGAAGGGAGAAAUAAUGUGGCCGAUUUGGGGCGUUGAGAGAAAACAAUUUCUGACUUUCAAAUCGCCCCUCUCCAAACCUCCAAUCCUCAGAGGAAGAUCCUGGGCGAAUUUGACUGGGGGGCGGGGUGAUUGUUCCAGGCUCUCCAGGAAGCUCCCGGCUCCGGGACGGCCGACCGGGCACUGCGGCGUGGCGGCCCAGAGGAGCCAGCAGCCUUUCGCCGAGGCGCCCUCGCCGCAGGGAUCCGCGAAGGGGAAGCGUCGAGCUGUACGGCCGGGUUCCCUCAGGCUCCUCCGGGCGGAGCGUGGCCGGGACGACUAUGGACCCGCACGGCGGCCGCCGGCUCGGCACGCGGCCGCCCGCCGAGGAGACCAGUCCGCCGGCGUGCUGACCGGCCCCGCCGCCGCCGCCGCCAGUGACCCCGGACGCCGCCUCCUCCGCGCCUCCCGCGCGCCGUCCGCGCGCCGAGCCGCCCCCGGGCCCCGGCCGCGCUGCUCCCGGGAGGCGGCGGCGGGCCGGGGCCGGGGCCGGGGCCCGGCAUGGAUGGCCGCGACUUCGCACCGCCGCCGCAUCUGCUGUCGGACCGCGGGAGCCUGGGCCACCGCAGCGCCGCCGCUGCCGCGCGCCUCGCCCCGGCCGGGCCCGCUGCGCAGCCCCCGGCGCACUUCCAGCCCGGAAAGUACUUCCCGUCGCCGCUGCCCAUGGCUUCGCACACAGCCAGCAGCCGCCUGAUGGGGAACUCUCCGGCCUCCUCUUUCAUGGGCAGUUUCCUCACCAGCAGUCUGGGCUCAGCGGCCUCCGCGCAUCCCAGUGGCCCCAACCCCUCCCCCUCGGAUCAGGCCUACCGUGGCUCCCACCCCACCACCUCCCAGAUCUGGUUCUCCCACUCCCACGAAGCUCCAGGGUACCCCAGAUUUUCAGGGAGUCUGGCAUCUACCUUCCUACCCAUGAGCCACUUGGAUCACCAUGGAAACAGCAAUGUUCUCUAUGGGCAACAUCGUUUCUAUGGAACCCAAAAAGAUAACUUCUACCUGCGCAACCUGCCACCCCAGCCCACGCUCCUGCCCGCCAACCACAACUUCCCCAGCGUGGCCCGGGCCGCCCCCGGCCACCCCAUCGGCUCCUGCAGCCGCGACAGGGGCGAGGCCGGCCACCUGCAGAAGGGCACCAAGGAGUUCGACCGCUUCCUCAUGGGCAAAGAGAAAGCCGGCAAGGCGGCCGAGGGCAAGGAGCGGCCGGCGGUGGAGGAGGACGUCGUCAGGGGGCGGCACAAGCUGGUGCUGCCCGUACCGGGGGACUCGCACUGCAAGGAGGGUGGCGUGGCCCGGGGUGCCUGCGAGGGCCGCCCCAAACACCUGGCCUCCUGCCUUCUCAACACCAAGGUGCUCGACGGUGAGCUGGGCAGGUCCGCGCUGGCCAGCUGCGCGGGGGGUGUGCUGGGGCGGCCGGGUGUGGGCGUGCCGGCCUCCGGACGCUGCACCAAGGAGGCAGCUGGCCCCGUGGAGCCUGGGCCAGCCUUCGGCGAGUGCCUGGAGCGGAGGCAGCUGCUGCACCAUGCCGUGCCCUACACGGUGCCGUCUGGCCUGCCCGCCGGGCCGCCCCCACCCCUCAGCACGGCCGCCGGCUCCUUCCCCUGCCUGCAGCUGCAUGGGGGCCCGGAUGGGCUCUGCCCCCUGCAGGACAAAGUCCCCCGGGACCCGAAGGCCAGCGGGCCCACCUUCGUGCCUUCCGUGGGACACCUGGCCGACAAGAGCCGCCCGUUCCAGGUGGCCGAGGCCUGUGCCGUGGCGGGUGAGGGCAAGGACCGGCAUCUGGAUGGGGCUGCAGUGCCUGACCAUGCUGCGCUUUAUGGGGUCUCCUAUGCCCACCUGAAGGCCGAGGGCAAGGGCGAGCGGCGGCCCGGGAGCUUCGAGGCGGCCCUCAACCCCCGGCUGAAGGGCCUGGAGUACCUGGACAGCGCAGGCCCCGAGGCCCCCUUCCCAGGGCUCCCCAAAGCAGGUCUGGACAAAAGCGGCUACUUUGAGUUACCCGCCCCCUCACAGGACUGCGCCCGGCCAAGUCACCAGGACCCGUUGGGCGGGAAAGUCACCCAGGCCUGCUGCACUUUAGACAAGACUGCCAGCAAGGAGACCCCUGUGGGUGCCCCCGGGGCCCAGAAGGUGGCUCGUAUCCGGCAUCAGCAGCAGUCGGUGGCCCCCGAGGUAGAGCCGGGGGGCAGCGGGGCUGAGGCCAAGCGCAAGUCUCUGGAGCUGGCGUCUCUGGGCUAUGGCGGGCCGCCCCCGCACCCCUGGAGUGUCCAGUCGGGCCAGGGGGCCACCGUGGCCAUCAGCGAGGAGUGCAAGGCUGGCGCCUACCUGGACCCCUUUGGCGGCACCCUGCAGCAGGCCGCCCUCCUGCCUCAGGACCUGCCUGCCCCGCCUGACGAGGUCUCGGCCAUGAAGAACCUGCUCAAGUACAGCAACCAAGCACUGGUCGUCGGCCAGAAGGUGCCCUUCGUGGGCCUGGGGGGCCUGAAGGCCAGCUGUGCCCAGCAGGACGGGAAGUUCCCCGCCUCCAAGGGCACGGGCCAGGCUCCCGGCGACAUGGAAAGGCCCGACUGUGCCCGAAGCCGAGAGCACGACGCUCCGCAUGGCGAUGGGGAGGUGCGGCAGCCGCCUGUGGGCAUUGCGGUGGCCUUGGCCCGGCAGAAGGACACGGUGAGCCGGGCGGAGUCAGCCUACAGUGCCAACACAGGGCGGCAGGGCCGGGCAGCCCCCGCCUUCAAAGCUGGCGGUGGGCCCCGCUCCGCCCACGCUCUGGACCUGGAGGCCGAGGAGGAAAGGGUGCGUCUGUGCGAGGACCGCUUGGGGCUCGCCGGCCGUGAGCUGCUGCUGCAGGACAACAAGGACCUCGUGGAGUUCGCCCGGAUCCACCCGUCAAGCGGCUGCCCUGGAGACCUGGCCCCCCAUCUCAUGAUCGCCGGGGGCUCCUCCCUGCAGAGCAGCCAGCUGGGCGGGGACCCAGCCCCCCAUCCCCACCCUGCCCACCCCCCCUGGCUGCCCCGCACCCGCAGCCCCUCCCUAUGGAUGGGGGGACAUUCCUACGGCCUCGGGCACCCUGCCCUGCACCAGAACCUGCCCCCCGGCUUCCCUGCGUCCGUGCCUGGCUCCAUGCCCCCCGUCUUCCCCCUCUCCCAGGAUGCCCCCACACAGCUCGUCAUCCUGCCUCCUGAGCCCACGCCACACGCCGCCCCCCAUGCGCUUGCUGAUGUCAUGGACCAGGCUUCACUGUGGCCCCCCAUGUACGGGGGCCGGGGCCCUGCCUCCCACAUGCAGCACCCAGGCCAGCUCCCUGUCUACUCGCGGUCCCAGUUCCUACGGCAGCAGGAGCUCUACGCCCUGCAGCAGCAGCAGCAGCGGGCCGCUCAGGCUCUGGAGCAGCAGCGGGCCACCCAGUUCCAGCAGAAGCCUGAGGACCGCCACCUGGAGCUGGAGGAGCCCGCCCAGGAGAAGGCCUUGAAGUCCACCCACAAGCCAGUUGCCUUAACCCCCACGGCCAAGGGCACCCCCUCACCCGCCACCGCAGGCCCUGCCAAGCUGUCACCCUGCUGCCACUCUCCCGCCCCGAAGCCCCCCGCCGCCAGCUGCCCUACACCACCGCCGCAUCCUGGCGCCCCGUGCACUUUAUCCGUCUGCCCCACCGGCAGCCCCGGGCCAGGCUCCAAGCUGCCCAGCGCCGAGGAGAAGAGUGGGGAGGGCCAGCGGCCCGGAGCCGACCUCAACACGUUGGAACCAGACCUGCCUCCCGGAUACACGUGCCCUGCGGCGGGCUCGGGCUUCUCCCUGCCCCGCAUUGUGCACUCAUCUGACCUCUCGGACCCCGAAACUAUGCAAACCGCCCCGCCGGGGGCCCAGCCUGAGCUGGCCAGGACGUUCCCACCCGGGGAGCUGGGCCCACACAGCCCCCAGAACCUGGAGGAGCCUGGGCUGCCCUCAGGGGCCAGGGAGGCCACCCAGGACCUUGCCGCACACCCCAACCCUGCCGAGCGGGGACCCCCGGGGAAGGCAGCGGACCCCAGCCCACUGGAGGGGCUGCGAGAACUGCGGUGUGGGGCCCUCCUCGAGGGAGGGGGACCUGAGGCCACUGGCCAGGCUGAUUCUACUCAGGGAGGGGCCCAAGAGGAGAGGACCACAGAGGAGGGACGGGAGGAGGGAGAGCAGGGGCCCUCAUUGGGGGCCAGCCCCCAGGCCACAGAGCAGCCGGCAAGGAGCCUGGGUGCCCCGGAUCAGGCCACGCCGGGCGAGCAGCAGGCCCCUGCAGAAGCAGAGGCGGAGGAGGCGGCCAAGUUCAAGGAGGCCGAGCUGGAGGAGGAGGAGGAGGAGGACUGGGGGCUGACUCCCGAAAACAGCCAGCCGCCCAGGGAGCUGCCGGGUCUGGACGCCCUGGUGGCAGCCACCAUCAACCUGGGGGAUCUGCCCGCUGUCAGCCCACUGGACCCUCAGCCCCGCACUGUCCCUGGGCCACCCAGCACAGCUCCCCUGCCCCGUAGCUCAGGGAUUCAUGGCAUUGCCCUGCUCAGCGAGCUGGCCGACCUGGAAAUCCAGCAGCAGAGGACUGAGCCAGACCUACAAGAGGAGGAGGAUGUGCUAGCCUUCAACCUGCAGCGCCUGGCCACGCUGGCCUCAGCCUGGUCCCUGGUAGAGGCUGCUGGCCUGGACAGCCCCGCCUCCUUGGCCCAGCCCUCCACUGCCGACUACUGCAGGGCUCCCACGCUCACCCCCCGUAUGCAGAUCCUGCAGCGCAAGGACACCUGGACCCCCAAGACCAAGCCUGUAUGCCCACUGAAGGCUGCCAUCGACCGGCUGGACACACAGGAGGUAGAGAUGCGCGUGCAGCUGGCGGAGUUGCAGAGGCGCUACAAGGAGAAGCAGCGGGAGCUGGCCCGGCUGCAGCGCAGGCAUGACCAUGAGAGAGACGAGAGCUCGCGGAGCCCUGCUAGGCGAGGCCCCGGCCGGCCACGGAAGCGCAAAUACUCCAGCUUGCUGCCUGCCCUGCGACCCAGCGAAGGCAAGAAAGUCAAGGCAGUGCGGCCCAGCCUGAGCCUGCUGUGCACCGAGCUGCGGGGCGGCGAUGAGGAGCCCUCGAAGAAGCGAGGCCGGCUGGAGAAGGGCACCUACGUGGGCCUGCGACCCACAUCUGCGGAGAAGGUUCGGUGCAAGAAGAGCAGCGGCCAGGGCGACCUGGCAUCUGCAGUGGCCCACAAGGUGGCCCAGCUGAAGCCGAAGGUCAAGAGCAAGGGGCUGCCCACCAGCCUCAGCCCCUUCCGGCGGAAGGAGGCCACCCCAGGGGGUCGCAUCCGGAAGAAGCUGUCGCGAGCCAAGAGCGCCAAGGUGUCUGGGGCAGCCCGGCACCCACAGCCAGAUGGUGGUGUUGCUGGCAGGGAGACACCUAAGUUCGCAGCCCAGCCGGCAGCGGCCACAACACAUGAGGCAGGCAACGGCUCUGACAGUGAAAACUGCGAGGGUCUGUUGGAAACAGAGGCACCUCCCAAGGACCCCGGGCUGGCACUGCACGCUGGGGCCCGCGUGGCCGUGCUGGGGCCCUCGCCCUCCUCCGUGGUCAAGAUGGAGGCCAACCAGAAGGCUAAGAAGAAGAAGGAGAGGCAGGGCUUGCUAGGGGCCUGCCGCCUGUCCAGCCCCGAGAGUGAGGUCAAGGUCAAGAGGAGGACGGUGAAGGCCAAGGUGGGCGGCAAGCUGGAGCGGGCCCCGGGGCGCAGGCCCCCAGGUGGGCCCGGCAAGAAGAAAGCCAAGGGCAAGGCCAAGGGCAGCCUGCGGGCAGAGCCGGGGGCCACACCCGGCAGGGAAGCCCUCUGCAGCCCCACCCGGGCCUUCACCUGCCACGAGGAGGGCAGCAGGCUGGCCAGUGAGCGCCUCAAGAGAGCCACGCGCAAGAGCACGGUGCUCCAGCCAGGGCUGCGGCGGAAGAACGGGGCCCUGUCCAUCGCCCUGUCGCCCCGCAACGCCAAGGCCAUCCUGGGGAGGGGCAGGAAAGCGGGCAAGGUGAAAACCAAGGCUGCCGGCAAACAGGGCAAGGGCCGGGCGGUGAGCCGGCUGCUGGAGAGCUUCGCAGUGGAGGACGACUUUGAGUUUGAAGACAGCAGCAGCCUCUCAGAGGAGGAGGAGGCCAGGGGCCCCCUGAGCGCCGAGCAGAGCGCCGCCUUGGCACGCUCAUGCACCAUCCACAAGGAGGACCUACAGGACGGGCUGCCCGUGCUCAUCCCCAAAGAGGACAGUCUGCUAUACGCAGGCAGCGUCAGGACCCUGCAGCCCCCCGACAUCUACAGCAUCGUCAUCGAGGGUGAGAGAGGCAACCGGCAGAGGAUCUACUCACUGGAGCAGCUGCUGCAGGAGGCGGUUCUUGAUGUCCGGCCACAGUCCAGCAGGUACCUCCCGCCCGGCACGAGGGUCUGUGCCUACUGGAGCCAGAAGUCCCGCUGCCUGUACCCAGGCAGCGUAGUGCGAGGCGCCUCCAGUGAUGAGGAAGACGACCUGGACUCCGUGGUGGUGGAGUUUGACGAUGGGGACACCGGCCACAUCGCUGUCUCCAACAUCAGGCUGCUGCCUCCGGACUUCAAGAUCCAGUGCACAGAGCCCUCGCCAGCCCUGCUGGUGUCCAGCGGCUGCCGAAGGACCAAGAAAUCUUCCUGCGAGGCGCCCCCACCUGGUGAGGCCGCCGCUCCCAGCCUGUCUCCCAAGGCACACGAUGGCCCUGAAGCCUCAAAGACCCCCGGGAAGAAAUCCGCAGGCAAAGACAAAGCUGGCAAAGCGGAGCUCCUGGCCUCUGGUACCAAGCCCUCCGCGGGGGCCUCAGACCACUUCCUGGGCCGCCGGGGCAGCCCGCUGCUGAGCUGGUCCGCGGUGGCGCAGACCAAGCGGAAGGCGGUGGCCACGGCCGCAGCAGGUGGCAAGGGGCCGGGCGUGCUGCAGAACCUCUUCCAACUCAACGGCAGCGCCAGGAAGCUGCGGGCCCGCGAGGCGCUCUUCCCCGUCCACAGCGUGGCUGCUCCCGUGUUUGGCAACGGCUUCCGCGCCGACUCCUUCAGCAGCCUGGCCAGCUCCUACACUCCCUUUGUCGGCGGGGCCGGGCCCGGCCUGCCCGGGGGUGCCCACAAGCUGCUGCGGGCCAAGAAGGCCGAGCGGGCGGAGGCCGAGAAGGGCGGGCGGCGGCGGGCGGGCGGCGAGUUCCUGGUCAAGCUGGACCAUGAGGGCGUGACCUCCCCCAAGAGCAAGAACUGCAAGGCGCUGCACGCGGGUGACAAGGAUGUGGGGCCCAGGCCCGGGAGGCCCCUGCCCGGCCCCAGCUAUGGGCACCCGGCCCUUGUGGGCAAGGACAGGAAGGGGCGGUCGCCUGUCCACCCGCUGCCCAUGGGGCUGGCGCUGCGCAAGUUCGCAGGCCAGGCCGAGUACCCGCUGCCCUGCGACAGUGACUGCCACAGCUCCUACUCGGACGAGGAGGAGGACGGGCCUGGCCUGGCCCCCGGCGUGCCCUCCCGCUUCCUCGCCCGCCUUUCCGUGUCCUCCUCCUCCUCGGGCUCAUCCACCUCCUCCUCCUCUGGCUCCCUGUCCACCUCCAGCCUCUGCUCCUCGGAUGACGAGGGCUCCUCCUACAGCUCAGACGAGGAGGACCCAGCCCUGCUGCUGCAGACCUGCCUCACCCACCCGGUGCCCGCCCUCCUGGCCCAGCCCGAGGCCCUGCGCUCCAAGGGGGCUGGCCCACACCCGCACGCCCAGCGCUGCUUCCUGUCCAGGGCCGCGGUGGCCGGUGGGGGCGUGGGCGCGGGCCCCAGCAGUGGCAGACCCAGGCUCAAGCGCAAGGAGGCCCUGAGCUUCUCCAAAGCCAAAGAGCUGUCCCGGAGGCAGCGGCUGCCCUCCGUGGAAAACCGGCCAAAGAUCUCAGCCUUCCUGCCUGCCCGGCAGCUCUGGAAGUGGUCGGGGAACCCCACACAGAGACGCGGCAUGAAGGGGAAGGCCAGGAAGCUGUUCUACAAGGCCAUCGUCCGGGGCAAGGAGACGCUUCGCAUCGGGGACUGUGCCGUCUUCCUGUCAGCUGGGCGGCCCAACCUGCCCUACAUCGGCCGCAUUGAGAGCAUGUGGGAGUCGUGGGGCAGCAACAUGGUGGUGAAGGUCAAGUGGUUCUACCACCCAGAGGAGACCAAGCUGGGGAAGCGGCAGAGCGACGGGAAGCAGAACGCGCUGUACCAGUCCUGCCACGAGGAUGAGAACGACGUGCAGACCAUCUCCCACAAGUGCCAGGUAGUGGGGCGCGAGCAGUAUGAGCAGAUGACGCGGAGCCGCAAGUGCCAGGACCGGCGGGACCUCUACUACCUGGCGGGCACCUACGACCCCACCACCGGGCGCCUGGUGACGGCCGAUGGUGUGCCCAUCCUGUGCUGAGCCUGCACAGACCGGCUGCAGGUGACCCACCUGCCCCGCCAUGCCCAGUGCCAGAGCCACAGGGACGUGAGGACGUGAGGACCCAGCCCCAUGCCUCCGAGCGGGAGGCUGGCCCACACCUCGGAGGGGCAGGUCUGAGCAAAUAUGCAAACCCACCAAGGCAAGAUCCAGGCUUUUUUAUUAUUUUCCCUGGAAGGAGAGAGAGCUUUUGGGCAUCAGAACCCAGUUCAUCCGUCUGCUGCGGAGGGUCAGCUGUGCCCCGACUGGGACCUACCGGCCCUCUCUGUUUUCCCACAUCGGCAGUUCACGAGAGAUUAGAAUCCAAGCCAUAUUUUCCCUAGUACCUCCGACUGUCUCCCACCAGGGAAAGCAGAAAUCAGGUGUGUUGUCUAUUUAUUUCUCUAUGUAAAUAUUGUAUUUCUGCGGGAAAGUUUUAUGGAAAAAAAGCCGAAAAGGAUUUUUUUUUCCUCACAUGCGUAACGAGGGUAUGCGUGCGUGAGUGUGUGUGUGUGUGUCUGUGUGUGUGUGUGUGUGUGUGUGUGUGUGUGUGUGUAGAGAUUUUGUUCUUGGGGGGGUGUGGGUUUCUUUGAAAAUGCACUGUUUUCCUCAGCCUAGCUGAGUUCCAACUGGGGCGUCUGUGACGACAGAGGCAGCUGGGGGUGGGGGCAGGGGGGCCGGAGGGCACAGGAGAGGUCAGACAGGACCCUAGGUUACACCUGUUGAUAUCUUGGGGGGACUGUCUAAUAUGGAAGUCACACUCAAGUUUAUUUCCUUUUAAUUCAUCUCCUGGGAAGAAAAGGAUUGGGGGGCGGGCUUGACGAUAAGGGUCCCUCGGGGAGAGAAGGGAUACCAGAGCAGGCUCCCCAGCCCGAGAGUGUGACGGCAGCCAUAUGUGUAUCUUACCUCUGUUUAAAACAAAGCAAAAAUGAACAAAUAUUUUAAACUAUCGAUAAGAAAAAGUGAUGUUUUGAUUUUAUUUCCUGAAUGUUCCAAGUUAUUUCUGAUUUCCAUCUCAAUGGCCAGCUUGUCCAGCCUUCACUCAGAGCAAGGAAGGAACUGGCCCCCGCCAACUCAUGUGGAGGUUUCUGGGACUUUUCUGCGGCCACUUGGCAGGGCCACUGGCCUGGCAGGGUAGUGCUUGGGGCACAGAGCAGGGUUCCGUCCUGCCUACAACCCAGCCUCAGGUGCACGGAGCAGCCCUCUGCCCAGCGCCCUGGCUACCAUUGUGCCGUGUGGGUGUCCCAGACCCUCAGCACCACCCCCGUAACCCUGGAGAACUCAUCACACCUCCACUUCUCCUGAGGCCAAGAGGGACAAGCAGGGCAAGCCAGACCCGUGGCCCAGCAGCCCUUGUCCCCGAAAAUACGCACUGAGGGCCACGUGCUCCCAUGUCUCACCAUACUAAGUCUCCCCUGGCCACAAUGGGAGCCCCAGGAAGGCCUCCCAAGUUAGCCACUGCUCCUUAGGACGGGCUCUUGUGUGACCCACAGGCACAGGCCAGGUACCUGGGAAAUAAGGGAUGUCAGUGGGUGCCCGGGCCCCUUUUUCUUUCCAACCAGGAAAUCACCCCUCCCCCGCUCCUGGUGGCUCCACGGGAAGUAUAGGGACAUGGAGGGAUUCCCCUGCACCGCAGCUUUCUUCUCCCACCCCAACUCUCCACUUUGUCUCGGCUCGAGUGCAAUAUUUCAUUCUGGUGGUCGUCCUGGAGAGGCGGCUGAGGUCCUGCUGGUGGCUGGGGAAGUGGCAAGAUGCUGUGGGGCAACGCGGCCAGUGCCAAGGCGUGUGUGGGGAAGCCCCAACCACAGAAAUUAGAACCUGAGGCUACUUCCAACCCCAAGCACCGAGGCAGGAGCGAACGAACAGGCAGCCUUUUCUUGGCCUCCCGCCCUCCCAUUGGUUCUUCUCCCUAGUCCAUGGACUUUUGUCCUUUGCUUUUCUCUUCCCAUCCCCCUCUGUCCGUGUGCGUGCGGACAGCGCGGCCCUUCCCACCAUGGUUAAACCUGGCAAAAGCACGACUCUUGUAAAUGUGUAAACUAAGAGGAUGGUUGAAUUUUUUUUUCAAUGUAAACACUAAAAACAAACAAAAAAAAUACAAAGGUUUUAUGAACAGCAAACUCUAUGUAAAGGCAUUUUAGUAUUAAAUUUUUUAUUGAUAACUUGCUUAAGAAUAAAUAUAUGAACUAUUGUGCAGGUU
Orcinus orca (killer whale) is the source of this 12759-nucleotide messenger RNA. It is a transcript of the gene BAHCC1, whose product is annotated as BAH domain and coiled-coil containing 1. NCBI's taxonomy places the organism in Eukaryota, Metazoa, Chordata, Mammalia, Artiodactyla, Delphinidae. The transcript is spliced from 29 exons. The record is from RefSeq and is a predicted model, not a curated record. Gene Ontology annotation, molecular function: chromatin binding. Bases 2673 to 10565 code for a protein of 2630 amino acids.